AUGCGGCGGCCGGCCGGCGGAGAGAGAGUGAGCGAGCCGGUCGGCCCAGGCUGGAGCAGUGUAGCCGGGUUGUCACAUUGCGCUCUCGUUAGUACAGCCGCGUCAAGUAAAGAUAGACGGUCCGUUCAUGGUCGUUGCUUUGUUAGUUCCCCACUAUGUUGCACACCGGACAACCUCUUGCGAUGGGUCUCUUUAAAGACUCAUAUCACAGUUCUGGAUGCACCAGCGGACGACAACUCCACACUGGUGAUUCUGACUGUGGUCUUAGUGGCGUGUAUAGUGGGCAUCCUGAUCGCGGUCAUCACUGUCUACUGCUACCGACAGAAGUCCAGGAUUCGAGCCAAGCUGAAGGGACUCGCGGCCAACGGGGGCGCUGUAGAGGGGGAAGCAACAGCUGAUUAUCAGGACUUGUGUAGGCAGCGCAUGGCCAGUAAGUCUUCUGAGAAGCCAGAGCCAUUGAGUCGAAUCAGCAGUGUAGCCAUGAGUGACGGUGCAGCACCAAGCCCAUCUAGCCGUAGUAGUACUUCAUCAUGGAGUGAAGAACCGGUCCAGUCCAAUAUGGAUAUAUCCACUGGGCAUAUAGUCCUGUCGUACAUGGAGGACCAUCUACGUAACAAAGACAGGUUAACGAAGGAGUGGGAGGCGCUAUGUAGGUACGAGCCAGACUCAAGCAGCACUAAGAUGGGUGCCCUGCCUGCCAAUGUACCCAAGAAUCGCUACCAAGGGGUCCUGCCAUACGAUCACACACGGGUUUUACUGAAUGACUCGACCAAUGCACAGAACUCUGACUACAUCAAUGCAAGCUCAAUAGCUGAUGCUGAUCCUAGGAACCCAGCUUACAUCGCUGCUCAAGCUCCUCUUCCAUCCACGGUAGCGGACUUCUGGCAGAUGGUUUGGGAGCAAGGUGUUGUCGUCAUCGUCAACCUUACACCCAUGACGGAUUCCGACACUGUCCAUAACUUGUACUGGCCAACAGAGGGCGGUACUCGCUACCACUUCUACGAGGUCCACCUUGUCUCGGAGCACGUCUGGUGCGAUGACUACCUGGUUAGGAGCUUCUAUCUCAAGAACACAGAGACUCAGGAGACGAGGACGGUAACCCAAUUCCACUUCCUGACCUGGCCUGAGAAUGGCAUCCCACCAUCUCCCAAAGCUCUCCUGGAGUUCAGAAGGAAGGUGAACAAGUCGUACCGUGGCAAAUCCUGUCCCAUUGUAGUCCACUGCAGUGAUGGAGUAGGUCGCACUGGGACCUACAUCUUGGUUGAUAUGGUCUUGACUAGGAUGACGAAGGGGGCCAAGGAGAUUGACAUUGCGGCCACUCUAGAGCACAUACGAGACCAGCGACCAGGAGCCGUCAAAAUGAAGGAGCAGUUUGAGUUUGCCCUGACGGCCCUAGCGGAGGAAGUCAACGCAAUCUUGAAAGCUCUACCACAGUGAGCCUCGCUCUGAAAUCCCGUCUCCCAAGAAAAGUUACAACCACCGUUAAAGAUAAGAUCAUCUUGAGGGAUAAAAUCAUCGUUUGUAAAUGGAAGAAAAGAAAGAAAUGUUAUAAGGAAGACAUCUCAAGACAAAUCAUGCCACUGUCAAAUAUUCUUCCAAAGGGAAUAUAACCAGAAGUCAACAAUAAGUCAACCAAAAAUUGUCUAGAUUGUAAAACUGCCCUUUUAUGAAAGCCAUUGUGUAUAUUCCGUUGUUUAAUUUGAACUUUUCAGGUUAUAAUGACUAGUUAAUUUGGCAAUUAGAAGGGGUCAGUAUUCAAUAUUUAAAGUUCACAAUUGUUCUUUUUGUAAAACUUUCUCAAAGAAAGAAGACCAUUAUUUGGGGGAUUUUCUUUUGUCAAUUUCAACUGACUCAAAGUGCAAUAUGUUAAGGUGACAGUUAAAAACCAAACAAUGUGCUGAAAAGUUGGUAUCAUGACAAUGUUCAUGAAUGUA
Molecule: messenger RNA, 1934 nt
Organism: Asterias rubens (European starfish)
Lineage: Eukaryota; Metazoa; Echinodermata; Asteroidea; Forcipulatida; Asteriidae
Product: receptor-type tyrosine-protein phosphatase N2-like
Exons: 11
Coding region: 1-1437 (478 amino acids)
Biological process (GO): protein dephosphorylation
Cellular component (GO): secretory granule
Molecular function (GO): protein tyrosine phosphatase activity
Source: RefSeq, a predicted model, not a curated record